GUACCUAUCAGGAGUUCUAUGGCAUACAUACGCAUGUAUCCUGCGGUGCGACUGCGGUGUGUACUUACACAUCGCGUAGUGGGCAGUCAGUCUAGUGUACAGAAUACAAAAGACUAUUGAAUAGAGGCGUAGGAAUGAAUACGAUUGCGCUUGAUCGCAUCCAUGAUCUCUCUGACGCAGGGUCCCUCCCGACAGUGACCCUCGCCUCAUGGUCCGUACCACAUCUGAUUCGUUUUCGCGACAGUCUCCUUUUCCAGAAAUGCAGUAAGAGGCCGGGGGUAGAGCCCAAGUUCCACACCCCCGCAUGUUUUCAGUCUGGUAGUUGCGUCGGAGAUGAGCUCCUAAUGCUAUCCAUCGCGGCUAGUUUACUUUUUCUCUUCGACGUCACUCGUUCUAUAACACUAUAGCCCUAUAGCGCAUACCAACGCUCAUCACAAUCGCAGUAUAGGCACCAAAGUAUGCAAUUGACUGUUGUGAUGAAGCGUAGCAAGUGAUCCACAGAUCUGUUCAGCAAUGGCUGAUGCAUCUGAUAACGAGGCAACAUUGCUGAGCCGCAUGCAACAUUGAACAGCCACUGCCAGCACAAACGUUUGAUAGUGGCGCGACAUAAACACUUGCAACUUUGCACACAAAAGCGGAUCCCUUCUGUUUACAGCCGUUCCCCCGAACUCGACUGAUGAAGGCCCAAUUCUCAUCUAUCAAUCCCCCAUACUCAGGGGCGACCCCAGCAUGCACAGUAAGCUUAAUGGCCAGCCCUUUUCCUAAUUUUACUCAUUCGCCUUGUCGAUCCUUCGUGGCAUUUUUACCACAACACAGCGAUCGACGUCACUCCUACUAGGUACGUACUGGGAUUGGCCGCAGGCCAUCUUGAAUUGUCCCCUGAACAGCUGCUUGGAACUUGCGGGAAGCUCCACAAAAGCGAUUGUCGAUGUAUCGACGAUGAUCAUGUCCUCGGAGGUAACGAGCUUACGAUGACGAUGGCGAAGUUGGCUUCUGCAUUUUCCAAGAUGGAAGUGGCACAGGUAGGGGGUCGUUAUGCUUCGCUGGACCAAGACCCAUCCACAACGUUGUACCCACAUAGCCAUAGUACCCGUCCCCAUAGGUACCUAAAAAGUAUAAGAAGGACCGGUUUCGACGUCGAUAAUCACCCAUCAUCUCACGACAUCAAUCAACAUCCACAUCCAAUCCAUUCAAUCACUCUACAAAACUUUCCUCUCACUCUAAAACCAACCAACCUCCACCCAACAAUCAAAAUGCAGUUCACCAUCACCGCCAUUGUUGCCUUCGCCGCCGCCGCCAUGGCCGCUCCCGUCCUUGAGGACCGCCAGGCUGGCCUUUGCACUGGCGGAGGCCAGGCCCAGUGCUGUGCCACUGACGUCCUGAACCUCGCUGACCUCGACUGCGCUACUCCCCCCACCACCCCCACCGAUGUCAACUCCUUCAUCGACAUCUGCGCCGAGGGCGGCCAGCAAGCCAAGUGCUGUGUCCUCCCCAUCCUCGGCCAGGCCCUCUUCUGCGCCGACGUCAACCCCACUGCUGAGGCUCCCGCUCCUUCCGCCGCAUAA
Periconia digitata is the source of this 1565-nucleotide messenger RNA. The record is from the annotation of a GenBank genome assembly. NCBI's taxonomy places the organism in Eukaryota, Fungi, Ascomycota, Dothideomycetes, Pleosporales, Periconiaceae.